GCCGUUCCCCGGUGCCGUGAGGGGAAGAUGGCCUCUCGGAGGAUCACCCGCGAGACGUUCGAGGCCGUGGUGCAGGACAAGGUGAAGCGGUACCGGAGCGGUGCCGCGGGGGACUCCAUCCAUCAUUUCCCAGCUCACUCCCGGCCGCUGCCCCGGCCCCGCUACAACGAGAGCUUCCACCACGACGGGCGCUUCCCUCACGCCAACUGCCAGCACCAGGACUGGAGUGAGGAGCCUGGGGAGGAUUAUCCUGGGGAGAACUACCCCGGGGAGGAUUAUCCUGGGGAGAACUACCCCGGGGAGGAUUAUCCUGGCGAGAACUACCCCGGGGAGGAUUAUCCUGGCGAGAACUACCCCGGGGAGGAUUAUCCUGGGGAGAACUACCCCGGGGAGAAUUACCCCGGCCCUUCCUACAGAGCUGGCAGCCCCCUGCUCCGCAAGGAGAAUUAUUUCCACGGACAGUUCUCCCGCCCUGCGCCCCGGGAGCGGGAAUUCGGCCGGGAUUACGGGAAGUUUGGCCGUGCAGCCGCCCCCAGCAGGGAAUACGGGCACCACGCUGCUCCCCAGGGCCGGGAGUACGGGCAGCAGCACCGGGAGUACGGCCAGCAGCGGGACAGGGACUACGGGCAGCAGCAGGAUUACGGUCCCUCGGAUUCCUGGGAAGCUGGCGGGCAGCAGGGAGCGGGGUUUGGCUCCUCGGAGGUUUUGGGGGAUUUCAGGUCUCCCGGGCUGAUGGAGGAGGAGUAUGGCGGCGCGGAGGAUCAGGAGUACGAGGCAGCGGACAGCGAGUUCCGGCCGCCGCUGCGCAGGGGAGGCGUGGGCAGGGGGAGAGUGCUGAGGGGAAAACGCCUCACCAGGGGCGUGGUGAAACCCAAGGUGUUCAAAGGAGACAUCAAAAGCCCCCUGAAGAAGUGGGGUGUGAAGAAACCACAGCCGGGCCCGGAUCCCAAAGCUCUGGAUCAGCCUCUGGAAGUCGCCGACCGCGCCGAGCAGAGGCCGGUGCCCCUCCAGCAGCACCCCAAGCUGCCCCCUCACCCCCUGGCAGCUCAGAGAGCCAUCCUGAGGCUGCCAAAGCCCGCCCACGUCUUCAGGAACCUCAACUUCGACCUGGUGGAUAAAUCUGACAUUUUCUCCACCUUCGGCGUCGAGAUCAUCAAGUGGGCCGGGUUCCACGCCAUCAAAAACGACGCCGAGUUCUCGCGGCUCUUCGGGGCCCUCUUCGAGCUGGAGACUGAGACCUGUGCCAAGAUGUUGGCCUCCUUCAAGUGCUCCCUGAGGCCAGAGCACAGAGAUUAUUGCUUUUUCACCAUCAAGAGCUUGCAGCACGCCGCCCUGAAAACCCCCAAGGUGGACAACGAGUUCUUGAACAUGCUGCUGGACAAGGGGGCCGUGAAAACCAAGAAUUGCUUCUUUGAGAUCAUCAAACCUUUUGAUAAAUACAUCAUGAGGCUCCAGGACCGGCUCCUCAAGGGGGUGACCCCGCUGCUGAUGGCCUGCAACGCCUACGAGCUGAGCCUCAAAACCAACGGCUUUGGCAACCCCAGGGAAAUGGCCAACGCCUUCGAGACCACCGUGUCCCUCUGCAGGAAAUCCUUGGCCCUCCUGGGCCAGACCUUUGCUCUGGCCUCUGUUUUCAGGCAGGAGAAGAUCCUGGAGGCCGUGGGGCUGCAGGAGAUGGCCCCAGCACCGACGUCCUUCCCAAAUUUCGAUGAUUCCACGCUCUUCGGGAGGGAGUACAUCGAGAACCUGAAGGCUUGGCUGGAGAAGAGUGGCUAUCCCAUCCAGAUGAAAAGAGCAGAGGCAGGAGGCACGGAGCAGCUCAAAGCAGCCUCCCCCGACCCCAAAGCCCCCCAACGAGCUGACAGGAAGGUUCUGGACACAAUUGAGCAGCUGGUGAGCAGCAUCGUGGCAGGAACUUUGUCUGCCAAGGACAGGAAUGCUCACAAGAACUCUCCUGAAUACUGGUUCCUGUGUGACGAGGAGAGCCUGGAGUACAAAUACUACAGGCUGAGGCUGUCCGAGGUGCAGAGGAGCAGCCUGGCAGGGGAGGCAGCAGCCCCAGAGUCCCUGCGGGCCAUGCUCUAUGCCAGGAGAGUUGCCAGCAUCAAAAGGAGACUUUUCAAGCAUAAAAAAAAACCUGUCCUUGUCCCUGGCCGUGCCAGGAGGGUGAGGAGGGCAAGCACGGGCACCCAGACCCUGCUGUCAGCUGGCACAGUGCUGAAACAGCCAGACAAAAAUCCUCCAGGUGCCAAGGCUGGCCUGGCACAGCCUGGCCUGGGUGCCACCUCCUCUGCCCCACAAGGUGCCACCUCCUCUGCCCCACAAGGUGCCACCUCCUCUGCCCCACAAGGUGCCACCCCCUCAGCACCUCAAGAUGCCACCUGUGCCCCACAAGGUGCCAGCUGUGCCCCUCAAGGUGCCAGCUGUGCUCCUCAAGGUGCCACCACCUCUGCCCUCCAAGGUGCCACCUCCUCAGCCCCACAAGGUGUCACCACCUCAGUCCCCCAGGGUGCCACCUGUGCCCCCCAAGGUGCCACCUGCACCCCCCAAGAUGCCACCUGUGCCCCCCAAGGUGCCACCUCCUCAGCCCUCCAAGGUGCCACCACCUCUGCCCUCCAAGGGGCCACCUCCUCAGCCCCAGAAGGUGCCAGCUGUGCCCCCCAGGGUGCCAGCUGUGCCCCCCAGGGUGCCAGCUGUGCCCCCCAAGGUGCCAGCUGCUGCCAGGUGCCCGGGGCAGCAGAGGGAGAAGCAGAUCCUGAGUUUUUGGCAGCGGCUCCUGAGCUUCUCCCAGGCCUGGGCUCGCAGUUUGCUGAUGUGGAUGCCAAAACCAUGGAAACUGCAGAGAAACUGGCCAGGUUUGUGGCUCAGGUAGGACCAGAAAUUGAGCAGUUCAGCAUUGACAACAGUGCAGAUAACCCCGACCUCUGGUUCCUCCAGGACCAAACCAGCCCUGCCUUCAAAUUCUACCGCAUGAAAGUCUUGGAGCUGUGCCCCUCCAUCACCUUCAGCCCCGAGGCUGCAGAAGCUGCCAGAGCUGCAGGGACAACCCUGGACAUGGAGGAGGACGAGGAGGAAGAGGAGGAAGAAGAAGAAGAAGAGGAAGAAGAAGAAGAAGCUGAGUUUGAACCCUCCCAACCUGAUGAGGAGGAUGAGGAGGAUGAGGAGGACGUGGCAGCAGGUAGAAGGGUGACAAAGCUAGAGGAAGAUUUGGUGUCCAGAGCAGGAGAGGAGAUGUCAGGAGGUGAAGUGCAGCUCUCCAGCCCCUCUGACGGCGCUGUCCCAAAUCUGUCGACACAGGCACCCGGCCCGGGCCCCGGCGCGCGCUUCCCCCGCAAACGGGUCAGCUCCAAGUCCCUGAGGGUGGGCCUGAUCCCGGCCCCCAAAAGGAUCUGCCUCAUCCAGGAGCCCAAAGGUGGGUUCCUCCAGGACCAAACCAGCCCUGCCUUCAAAUUCUACCGCAUGAAAGUCUUGGAGCUGUGCCCCUCCAUCACCUUCAGCCCCGAGGCUGCAGAAGCUGCCAGAGCUGCAGGGACAACCCUGGACAUGGAGGAGGACGAGGAGGAAGAGGAGGAAGAAGAAGAAGAAGAGGAAGAAGAAGAAGAAGCUGAGUUUGAACCCUCCCAACCUGAUGAGGAGGAUGAGGAGGAUGAGGAGGACGUGGCAGCAGGUAGAAGGGUGACAAAGCUAGAGGAAGAUUUGGUGUCCAGAGCAGGAGAGGAGAUGUCAGGAGGUGAAGUGCAGCUCUCCAGCCCCUCUGACGGCGCUGUCCCAAAUCUGUCGACACAGGCACCCGGCCCGGGCCCCGGCGCGCGCUUCCCCCGCAAACGGGUCAGCUCCAAGUCCCUGAGGGUGGGCCUGAUCCCGGCCCCCAAAAGGAUCUGCCUCAUCCAGGAGCCAAAAGUGCAUGAACCUGUCAGGAUUGCUUAUGACAGACCCCGGGGCUGCCCUGUCACAAAGAAAAAAAAGGUAAAAAAUUCACAUUUCUGCCACAAAAUCCAACCAAAUAUGAGAAAUGGAGCCCAAAGGGGUGCAACCUCUGCUGGGGAGGGUUUGGGAGUGGCAGGGGAAGAAAACCAAGAAGAUGCUUUUGACAUUUUCCGCCAGAGGAUGAUCCAGAUGUACCGACAGAAAAGGGCAAACAAAUAGCUCCAGGCUCUCUUCCAUGAAGACCCCAGGGCCCCUCCCCUCCCUCCCGCACUCUCUCUGCUGGAUUUGGUCGGAUUUCCCUGGAACUCAUCCCAAACUCUGGAUUUUC
Onychostruthus taczanowskii (white-rumped snowfinch) is the source of this 4255-nucleotide messenger RNA. RefSeq names its product SURP and G-patch domain containing 2 (gene SUGP2). The coding region runs from base 28 to 4146 and encodes 1372 amino acids. Gene Ontology annotation, cellular component: nucleoplasm. The record is from RefSeq and is a predicted model, not a curated record. Gene Ontology annotation, molecular function: RNA binding. The transcript is spliced from 12 exons. Gene Ontology annotation, biological process: RNA processing. Lineage: Eukaryota; Metazoa; Chordata; Aves; Passeriformes; Passeridae.